This is a messenger RNA of Macroventuria anomochaeta, 1284 nucleotides long. RefSeq lists its product as uncharacterized. NCBI's taxonomy places the organism in Eukaryota, Fungi, Ascomycota, Dothideomycetes, Pleosporales, Didymellaceae. The transcript has 2 exons. The record is from RefSeq and is a predicted model, not a curated record. The coding region runs from base 1 to 1284 and encodes 427 amino acids.
AUGGCCAACAGACCCAAGAGUAUGCCCGACUUCUCUGCGCUCAUGGAUGCUUCCAUGCCGCUGUUUGAGAGCAAGACGAAUGCCAGGAGGAGCACGUCGCCGGAGAGGAAGUCGCCCGAGAGGGGAGAGAGGGCGGCGGGUCACUCGCGCAAGAAGCCGAGCAUGUCGCUCGCGCAGGGACUGAUUAUCAACGGCGAGCUGCAUCCGCCCAAGUCGCCCUACAGGCAGACUCACAGUCGGGGAAGCCAGGAGGGUGGGACCAACGCGGUGGACAGUGGCGAGGAGAGCCUGUUCUAUGCGUAUGCGCUGAAGAGCGACUACCCAAACGCUCCUCCGUACCUCCUCACGUUCGCAACCUCGGAUAUCUGCGCACAGUGGUGGUCGCUUGUGCAGCGCGGGUACCCCGAGUCCGCGCGUCCGGGCGCCCAGCUCUUCGUUCUCAAAACGGACGACAUGCAGGCCAUACAGGACGACGCCAAGCUCUCCGAGCUGCGCAACAAGUGGUUCUUCACCUCACAGGACAGGUCCAACUGCGCGACACCUGUCAUCCCGCUGCAGGGCGCGACCGGACAUCUCGUCACCAGCGCGCCUCUGCCCCACCCUCGGCCAGCGGUCGAGAAGCCUGCCUACGCUUCAGUCGACAGCUUGGCUGAAAAGCUGGAACGGCUGUCCUCGGUGGUGGAGAGCAGCGCCGAGCACAUCCAUGCUCUGUCUGUCGCCCAGUCUGCCGGGCUUCAGCGCAUGCAGGAGAUCAACGAGAGCAACAGCACCCAGAUCAAGGCGCUUGCUGAGUCGCAAGCUAAGCUGCAGGCACUCAUCGACCAGAACGCAUCGCAUUAUAUUGCUUUGUCGAACACCUCGUUCAACUCACACGAGCAGGUAAAGGACGUCUUGCAGGCAACAACCGCCCAGAUCCAAAGUCUGAGCGGGAGCCAGGCUCAGCUGGCGCAAACCUGCAAAGCAAUGAUGCGCAGUAUCGAAAGCCUCGGUACUUCAGUUCAGCACAUCCGCGCAGCUACACCGCCGCCUGCACCCCCUUCAGAAGCCUCCACCAUGCAGUCCACACCGCCGCCUUCGUUCUCAAGUGCGAUGGCAAACAGAAUCAGCCCCGCACCCAGGAAGCUGAACAGGCGCAUCCGAGGAGUGUGGUAUGAGUAUGACAAUAACGCGGAAUCGAGGGUCCAUGGUGCACCUAGGAAACUUGCUCCUGCCCCUAAUCUCGGUACUCCGCAGAAGACGCCUGCGACACCACCGAGGACACCCAAAAAGCUCACACAGACCUAA